This is a messenger RNA of Eimeria acervulina, 2814 nucleotides long. RefSeq names its product acylamino-acid-releasing enzyme, putative. Bases 1 to 2814 code for a protein of 937 amino acids. NCBI's taxonomy places the organism in Eukaryota, Apicomplexa, Conoidasida, Eucoccidiorida, Eimeriidae. The record is from RefSeq and is a predicted model, not a curated record. Gene Ontology annotation, biological process: proteolysis. Gene Ontology annotation, molecular function: serine-type endopeptidase activity. The transcript has 16 exons.
AUGCCUCACAGGAGGCGCCACGAAAAGAGCCACCACCAACAGCAGCAGCAACAGCAAAAACAACAGCAAGGGCAGCAGUCGCAUCAACAGGCGCUACAAGAGCAGCAGCAGCAGAAGCAACAGCAACGGCAGCAGCAUCAGCAGCAUGAGCGACAUCAGCAGCAGCAGGAGAGGCAGCAAUAUGAGCAACACCAGUUGCACCAGCUGCAGGCUCUGCCAGCAGGGUUGUCUAGCCCUGCUGGCGACCUUGAGGCCAGCGUGGCAUGCGCUCAGGAGGAGGUGCAGCGGCGGCUGCAGGUUUCCAGCGCGAACGCCGUAGACAUCUCAUCAGCACAAAUGUUUGCUGAGGGCCCUGAUGGUGUCCCUUCUUUUAUUCGCUGCAGCGGCUCGCAGAACAUUUUGGAUAGGAAGAAGAAAGUCUUGGUCUCCUUUACCCCCUUCGCCAGGCUGCCGCCUACGGCGACGCCUGUAGAGACUCGGCCUGCCCUCGAGUUUUAUUCUCCUUCAGGCGCGUCGCUCCACCGGCGUCUCGUGGCGCAGGUGAGCUCUGUGCCUCCCGAGGCAAAGGCUCUGUCUGGCGCUGCAGCAUCGGGGGCGCCUGCGCAUCGUCUGGAGGUAUGGGGCACAGCGGGCAGCGGCUUCUUAGGUUGUGCCUUGUCUCUGUUGGCUCCCCACAGCAUUCCCUGGCUGGGGCCAUAUGGGGGCGGCUCCUUCUGCCCUCAGGAUGAGAACUUGUUCUUGUACGUUGCGGAAGAGUCUCCAAAGGAAGCGCCUUCGCCUUUAGACAACUUCUGCUACAAGGACACCUGGGGGGAGCAGCUACUGCAGCACUCAAGAGGAGUAGUGCUCGUCGGAAGCAUCUCACCACCUGCCUUGGCCCCGCUGCAGCACAGAGAACGUGGAGUUAGCUGUGCGCAGGCUUCUUUUGUCCCUGAUGGCUCUGGCAUUGUCUGCACAGAGUUGCCUUCCGAACCUUACAGACUGGGUCUGCGCUUCUGUAUUAACCGGCGUUCUUCUGUAUGGUUAGCUUCAUUCAUGUGUGGAGGUGUUGGGCAGGCGUUGCGCGGCAUCAACUCCAAAGACAAGGGGCCUCCGAAGGCCAUCCUGCCCUCUUGGAUUUGCCUGUCAGGAGAGGAGGACUGGGCCGCCUGGGAGCCGCGUGUUUGUGAGGUGGCUGCGGAGUCCCAGGGGCCCCUGCUGAGCUUUGAAGUCGCUUACUUGGCGCUGGCGAACAACCCACAAGAGACGAGGCCUCACUUCGGCAACACUCGCCUCCGUGUUGUUACGGUGACGCGGGCGGGCCUGGGGGCCCCCUGGGCUGUGACGGACCGGCGGACAGUUGUCGGCCUUAGCCCGCAACACCCUGUGGGCCCCCCUCCCCAGCAGCAGCGGCAGCAGCCAGAGAGCAAGGUGCUCAGAGCCACAGAAGAAGAGAUGGAGGCCUUCCCUAACUCAUUGCAGCUCGCUUGCGUUUGCGUGGCGGGGCCCAUGCGGCAGCCAGGGCCUUCGGGGGCCCAUCGGCUGCGCGCCUUUCAGGGUCUCUCCUGUCUUCGGCUGCCCCCCUGGAGGAGCCGGGGAUUCCUUCUGACAAAUACUUUUAUUGGCUGUCGCCAGGUUGUCGUUGCAGUCUCUACAGACACUGCAAACGCUGAAGGUGUGGGGUGCUCUGCUGCAGCUGGCGGCCUGGCCGUGCGGCGGGUGCAGUUUGAAUGCGCGCACGGCCCGAAUGCACCUGCAGACUUAAAGGCCGCCGCCGCCGCAGCAGCAGCAGGCGACGUGCUGCUGCGAGACACCCGGGGGUCCUGGCUGCUUGUUGAGGCCAGCAGCCCCGUGCAUCUACCUGUGCUGGCGGUUGCCAAGAUAAAAGACCCGACGGUGCUGGAAAAGCCUCAGGAUGAAACGGACGUCUUGGAGCCUCCCGUUGUCGCCGAACUCCUCGAUGCCUUCUCCCUUCGGGGAGGACCAGAGGGGGCUUUCAACGGAGCUGUCAAGAAGCUGCAGCUGCACAUGUUGACGCUUUCGCUGUACCACUUGGAAGCCCAACGCCACUGGCUGGUCCGCCUCGGGGCGCCCCCGAAGGGUCCCUCGGCCCCGAGUUUGGCUGUGCUCAUUCACGGGGGCCCCCAUUCUUGCGCGAGCUGUACAUACAGCCGAUAUGUCCUCUUCCUCACAACUUUGGGCUUCGACGUUCUGGUGGUGAACUACCGCGGCUCUGCGGGCUUUGGUCAGGAGGAGUUGCUGUCGGUGCACGGCCGGGCAGGCCGGCAGGACGUGGAUGACGUGGCGGAGAUUGUGCAGCAAGUAAUCGGCAGGUUCGGCUAUGACUCGACGCGCUGCGUCGUUGCCGGAGGCUCCCACGGAGGUUUCCUCACUUGCCACCUCAUUGGACAGUUUCCUUCUCUCUUCUGCGCCGCGUCCACCCGCAACCCCGUGACGUACAUACCGGGGAUGUACGCAACGUCGGACAUUCCCGAUUUCGUCUUCCCGGUGUCUUGUGGGGAGGACUUCUUCUUCUCAAAGACGCCUUCGGAGACGUCUCUACAGCAAAUGCAGCGGCUGUCUCCGAUACAGUUCGUCAGUGCCGUGCAGACGCCUCUUCUCCUGGCCCUGGGCGCCAAAGACCAGCGGGUGCCGCCCUCACAAGGCCUUCUUUUCUGGCGACUCCUCAAUGCCCAUGGGAAGGAGAAUAAGUUGCUUUGGUAUCCAGAGGAUAACCAUAGCCUCGAUGGCCCAGUGACGGAUGCGGACUACUGGGCGAACACUGGCGUUUGGUUCUUACAGCAUCUGCAGCGGUUUGAGCUGCCCCCUCUGUAA